Hypoxylon trugodes is the source of this 1486-nucleotide messenger RNA. Its product is annotated as carbon-nitrogen hydrolase. The transcript is spliced from 2 exons. Gene Ontology annotation, molecular function: catalytic activity. Lineage: Eukaryota; Fungi; Ascomycota; Sordariomycetes; Xylariales; Hypoxylaceae. Bases 326 to 1357 code for a protein of 343 amino acids. The record is from RefSeq and is a predicted model, not a curated record.
GUGAGGUAAGAAAAUACACGAUAAUACGUUUUUAGGAGAGUUCAACCUGGUUUCGAAUGACAUAUACGCCGUAUUACAAUUGGUCGAAUUGAAUGGGUGCACCCUUAAACGUUGCAAUCCUCCAGAGACAUAAUGGAGCUUGACCUAAGCCUGUACCGUGCGUUGGUUGCGGUUCGAAGGAAACCUGAACCAACAAGUUCCACGUGCGCUGCAGGUUGAGAACCAACAUAAAGCAUGGAUAUCUCGGUUUAUUUGUAAAACUCAUAUUCCUCGUUUUCUCAGUUUCUGCGAACAAGAUUUCGGGCUACUCUCAUCUGCCGAUAACAUGGCCACUAUUCGAGUUGCUGUUACACAGGCUGAGCCCAUCUGGCUUGACCUUGCGGAGUCGGUCCGAAAAGCGUGCGAUCUCGUCGAAGAGGCUGCGGGAAAUGGUGCCAAGAUAGUCGCCUUCGCAGAGGCUUGGAUCCCUGGAUAUCCCGCGUGGAUAUGGGCUCGACCCGUGGACCCUGAGCUCCAGACUAGGUACAUCUAUAACUCAUUAGCUAUAGAGUCAGAUGAAAUGGAGCAAAUCAAAGCGACAGCGAAAAAGCACUCCAUUGCCGUCGUACUUGGGUUUUCAGAGAGGAGCCCUUCGAGCAGCGUCUACAUCGCGCAGGCUAUUAUCUCGCCGCAGGGUGACCUGGUGUUACACAGGCGCAAGAUCAAGCCGACGCAUAUGGAGCGCACCAUCUUCGGUGAUGGAUCUGGAGACGAUUUAACAAACGUGGCCGAACUCGACUUCGGUGACCCAAUUGGCAAGAUCAAGGUCGGGGUAUUCGCCUGCUGGGAACAUACGCAGCCGCUCCUCAAGUACCAAAGCAUCACGCAGGGUGAAGUGAUUCACAUUUCCAUGUGGCCUCCUGUAGACCCGACAACUGGUGUUGACCAUCCAGGUCUGUGGAGCAUGACGGCCGAUGGAUGUCAGAAUCUGUCGCAGACCUAUGCAAUUGAAAGUGGCACAUAUGUUCUGCACUCCACGGCGGUAUGCACUCAGAAUGGAAUCGAUUUGUUGGGUACUCGGAGUGGUCUGUCGUGCAGAGAGCCCGGCGGCGGUCACAGCUGCAUUAUUGGUCCUGACGGGAGACUCCUGACAAAGCCGCUUGCUGAUGAAAAAGCUGAUACCGAAGGUAUCGUGUACGGAGACUUAGACCUCACUAAGGUGGUGGCUGUCAAAGGAUUUCUGGAUACCGUUGGGCAUUACAGCAGACCCGAUCUUCUGUGGCUCGGUGUCGACAAGGAAGCGAAAAAAGUCGUCAUUCCUAGGACUGCCACGAAGCAACCUAAGCCGGAGCAAGAGGCCGCUACCCAAGGAAGUUAAGGGGCUAUGAAACACUUAUGAAUUAUGUAAACUACCUGAUUAGUCAACUAGGGCAGGUAAUUAAUGCGUUACUGAAUGUGUCGAAACGCGCACCUUGGCAGAUUUGCGGGGCAUGGUAGGACUUAAAUG